AUGGCCGAGCCCAAAAAGAGGACCACGGGCGCCCACGUGCUGGUGCAAAACCUCCUGGCCCAGGGCGUCCGCCGCGUAUUCUGCAUCCCCGGCGCCAAGAUAGACCGCAUUGUGGAGGUGCUGAGGGAGACUCCAGACAUCGAGUUGGUCCUCUGCAGGAAUGAGAUGACCGCGGGCUUCAUGGCCGCAGGCGCGCACGCGCGCGCACCGGCGUGCGGGCGCUCGCACCCGGCGCAGCAGCUCGGCAGGGCGCCGCGGCCCGGGCACGGGAGGGCUCGUUCGGAGUGGCGGUGCCACGGCCGCCGCACCGGCCGCGCAGGCGUGGUGCUGGUCACCAGCGGGCCCGGUGUGACCAACCUCGUCACCGCCGCAGCGACGGCUAACUGCGAGGGGGACCCCGUAGUCAUGCUGGGCGGCAAUGCGCCCAUAGCGCAGCGCUACAAGAAGACGCACCAGGGGCUCGACAACGCCGCCAUCCUCAAGCCGGUCACCAAGUUCACGGCCGAGGUGCCCAGCGCCGACACCAUAUCGGAGGUCGUGGCGAACGCGUUCCGCGCCGCGGAGACGGUCGGGCGCCCGGGCGCCGCCUUUGUGUCGCUGCCACAGGACGUGAUGGUGGGCCCCGCCAAGAUGCGCGUCCUCGGCCGCAGCCACCACGCCGGCGGCGCCCACCCCGCCAACGUCGAGCUCGCCGCCCGCCUGAUCAACGGCGCCAAGUCGCCCGUGCUGCUGCUCGGCAUGUUCGCGUCCGCGCCGGCGGCGGCCGCGGAGCUGCAGAGGCUGCUGCUGCUGUUCGCGAUGCCGGUGGUGACGACAUUCCAGGACCCAAUAGAGUAUGACUGCGACCUGUGGAAUGGUGACGGCCGGGAUCGCACGAUCAUCCACAUCGACACCUCCGCCGCUGAGCUGGACAACUGCUACACGCCGGCCGUCGAGCUGACGGGAUCCAUCGCCGCCAGCGUGUCGCAGCUGCUGCCCUACCUCGAGCGCCGAUCCCUGCUGGACGCGUCGCUGCGCAACGAGCUGCGAGAGGCACGCGCCGACCUCAUCGCAGCGGUCAAGGCGCACGCGCGCGACGACCGCGUGCCGGUGCACCCCCUGAGGCUCGUGAGUGACCUCCAGUCGGUGUUCGAUGGCCCCGAUGGGGAGAGGAUCAAGCUUUUCCUGGAUAUGGGCAGCCACCACAUCUGGAACGCGCGCUACCUGGCAGUCCACCAGCCGCGCCAGAUGCUGAUCUCAAACGGCCAGCAGACCAUGGGCGUUAGCCUGCCCUGGGCCAUGAGCGCCGCCCUGGACGCACGAGACCCCGGAAGCACCGUGCACCACGCGUGGAGCGCGGCUGGGGACGCGCGCCUGCCGUCGCUGACGGGCGGCCUCGACACCGGGGAGCGCUUUGUGUCGCUCUCAGGGGACGGCGGCUUCCUGUUCUGCGCCCACGAGCUGGAGACCGCCGUGCGGAUGGGGCUCAACCUGACGCACAUUGUGUGGGUCGACGGCUCCCUCAAUAUGGUUAAGAUCCAGCAGGAGAAGAAGUACGGCCAGAGCUUCUGCGUGGACCUGGGCAGCAUUGACUACGUCCAGUUCGCAGAGUCCUUCGGCGCGGUGGGCUUCCACGUGACAAAGGCGGACGAGUUCCUGCCCGCCCUCAAGCGCUCGUUCUCCAUCCCGCUGCCGGUCGUCAUAUCAGUCGAGGUUGACUACUCCCAGAACGGGGAGCUCUUCAAGGACGUCAUCGACCCAGAGCGCUUCCACUGA
Molecule: messenger RNA, 1755 nt
Organism: Monoraphidium neglectum
Lineage: Eukaryota; Viridiplantae; Chlorophyta; Chlorophyceae; Sphaeropleales; Selenastraceae
Product: Acetolactate synthase, catabolic
Exons: 12
Coding region: 1-1755 (584 amino acids)
Biological process (GO): L-valine biosynthetic process
Cellular component (GO): acetolactate synthase complex
Molecular function (GO): acetolactate synthase activity; flavin adenine dinucleotide binding; thiamine pyrophosphate binding
Source: RefSeq, a predicted model, not a curated record